CAGCCGCUGACUUCCUGGGACAGACUGGUGGACCUCCCAAUCCUAUUGUCCUCAAGGAUCACAGAAAACCUGAUCCUAAAAUUUUAGAAAGUGGAUAACAAAGUUCAGGUUGAACUUGAAAGCUCAAGGGGUGUCCUGGUGAUGGACGGCUUUAAACAGAUGACUCGGAUUGGAAAGUCCACAGAAUCCAGAGAGUCACUGAUUGCCUCCAUGCAAGUAGACACAGGAGGAAGCGUUAUUUAUUUUUAACUUCUCUGGAGGGAAGGACGUCAUUUCAGCUUGGAGCAUCACUGGCAGCAGACUAAUACGGCUUCAGAAUGCAGGGUCAACUCGACAUGGAGGGGGCCCUGACGGCCAGGGACCGAGUGGGAAUCCAGGACUUUGUCCUCCUGGAUGAAACCACAGAGGCAGCCUUUCUCACCAACUUAAAGAAACGCUUCAGCAAGGAUCUCAUCUAUACUUAUGUUGGCACUUUAAUAGUGUCUGUCAAUCCUUACAAAGAGCUGGACAUCUACAGUAAGAAACAGAUGGAUACCUACAUGGGAGUCAACUUUUUUGAGCUUCCACCUCACAUCUACGCCUUGGCAGAUAAUGCCUACCACACUAUGCUGACAGAGUUCAACAAUCACUUCAUUCUCAUCUCUGGGGAGAGUGGAGCAGGGAAAACAGAAGCCUCUAAGAAGAUCCUGCAGUAUUAUGCUGUCAGUUGUCCCAGCACCACUCUACUAAACACUGUCAGAGACAAAAUGCUCAUGUCCAACCCUGUCCUGGAGGCUUUCGGGAAUGCCAAAACACUAAAAAAUGACAACUCAAGCCGGUUUGGGAAGUAUAUGGACAUUCAGUUUAAUAGCGAGGGGGAUGCUGUAGGAGGCCAUAUCCUGAACUACCUGCUGGAGAAGUCAAGGGUUGUGCAUCAGAAUCACGGGGAGAGAAACUUCCACAUCUUCUAUCAGCUGGUGGAGGGAGGAACGGACGACUUGCUGUGCCAGCUGGGCCUGGAGAGAGACGUCCAACAUUACAACUAUCUAACCCAAGGAGAGUGUGCCAUUGUGUCUUCCAUUAAUGACAGAAAUGACUGGAAAACAGUCAAGAAUGCACUGCAAGUCAUCAACUUUGAUGAGAUUAACACCAAUCACUUGUUUGGGAUCGUUGCGAGUGUUCUCCACUUGGGCAACAUUCAGUUUGACUCUGACAGUAAAGGCCAUGCCCUCCUGAACGACAACACAGAGCUGCACUGGGUCUCAGAUCUACUAGGUGUGGAUGUCCAGAAUCUCCAAGAGGGAUUAACAUUCAGGAAGAUUGAAGCCAAAAAAGAUCAGGUCCUCACCCCGUUCACAACUGAUCAUGCCAUCUAUGCCAGAGACGCCCUGUCCAAAGCCAUCUAUGGACACACCUUCACAUGGCUGGUCAACAGGAUCAAUGAGUCCAUGGAGAACAAGGAUCCCUCACGGAAGACCGUCAUAGGGCUUUUGGACAUAUAUGGAUUUGAGGUUUUCUAUGUAAACAGCUUUGAGCAAUUCUGUAUAAACUACUGCAAUGAGAAGCUGCAGCAGCUAUUUAUCCAGCUGACACUGAAAGCUGAGCAGGACGAAUACGAAGCAGAAAAUAUCGAGUGGGAGCCAGUUCAGUUCUUCAACAACAAGAUCAUCUGUGACCUGGUUGAGGAGAAACACCGAGGAAUCAUAUCUAUACUGGAUGAGGAGUGUCUCAGGCCAGGAGAUGCUACAGAUCUCACUUUCCUGGAGAGACUGGAAGAUAAAAUGGGAAAUCACCCCCACUUUGUCACGCACAAACUGGCUGACAAAAUGACACGUAAGACUCUGGAGAGGGGAGAUUUCCGUCUCUUGCAUUAUGCCGGGGAGGUCACCUACUGCGUUGUGGGUUUCCUGGACAAAAAUAAUGACCUGUUAUAUAGAAACAUAAAAGAUCUGAUGUGUCAGUCUAAAAAUGCCAUAGUCAAAGAGUGCUUCUCCACCAUGGAUCCAGACAGCAGGAAAAGGCCAGAAACAGUGGCGACCCAGUUUAAGAGCAGCCUGCUGAAGCUGACAGAGAUCCUCAUGGCUAAAGAGGCCUGGUACAUACGUUGCCUGAAAUCUAAUGAGUCCAAGCAGCCAGGUCAGUUUGAUGAAGCUCUGAUCAGGCACCAGGUGAAGUAUCUGGGCCUGAUGGAGCAUCUCAGAGUCAGACGAGCUGGUUUUGCUUACAGACGCAAAUUUGAUGUCUUCCUAAAGAGAUAUAAGCCCCUGUGUCCUGCCACCUGGCCACACUGGAGAGGUGAACCUGCUGAUGGAGUGGAAGUGCUGGUUCAACAUCUGGGCUACCUGCCACAUGAGUACAAAAUGGGAAGAACAAAAAUAUUCAUCCGUCACCCCAGGACACUUUAUGCCACAGAGGAUGCUUAUGAGAAAUGCAAACACGAGCUGGCAACACGACUCCAGGCCAAAUACAAAGGAUACAGAGCAAAGGGAGAAUUCAAAAAACAGAAAGAAGCCGCCACUAAAAUUGAAACUUGUUGGAGAGGAGUGCAAGCAAGGAAGGAGAAAGAGAAGAGAGCCUGGGCUGUAAAAGUCAUCAAGAAAUUUAUCAAAGGUUACAUGACCAGAGGAGAAGCAAAAAGCACGGACAACUCGGAGUACCUGGCCUUUGUGAGACAAAGUUACCUGAACAGACUUAAAGAAAAACUGCCAAAAACUGUGUUGGAUAAAACCACUUGGCUAACUCCACCAGUUGUGCUGCAAGAGACAUCAGAGAUCCUGCGUAAGCUUCACUACCGGCUUAUGGUGCGGAAGUAUGUGAGAGGAAUCACACCUCAGAAGAAGGCGCAGCUACAACUGAAGGCUACUGCCAGCUCCAUCUUUAAAGGCCAAAAGGACAGUUAUCCACAGAGUGUCGCUCAACCUUUUCUGGACACCAGAAUCAGUGAACAAGAAGUAAACAUGAGGGUUCUCCAGAUGAUUCGCAAUGAGCACAUUAAAUACAGCGUUCCAGUAAUUAAGUAUGACAGGAAUGGCUUCAAACCAAGACCCAGACAGCUCAUCCUCACCCAGACAGCUGCCUAUGUAAUAGAAGAAGCCAAGAUCAAGCAGAGAGUCCUGUACACGUCUCUCAAAGGGAUUUCAGUCAGUAACUUGACUGAUGGCAUCAUUGUGUUCCACAUAGCAUGUGAGGACCCUAAACAAAAGGGGGACCUCGUGAUGCAGUGCGACCACUUGUUUGAGUUUUUAACCAAACUGAGUGUCAUUGCUAAAAAGCAAAAUGCGAUCCAGGUGGUGAAAGGCAGCAUCAAGAUUGAAAUCCAGGCAGGGAAAGAGAGUGCAGUGGACUUCACAACUGGGCAGGAACCAAUGGUUUACAAGGCCAAGAAUGGACACCUCAUGGUGGUUGCCACCCGCACAAGGACACGGUAACGUGUGGGGCAGGAGACACACAAGAAGCCCCUGCAUAUUUCAUCAGGAGACCCCUAAGGAGAGGAUCAACACAGCUACUGGCUGCACAGUUGACCACAAGUUGUUGCAUUUGAGAAACCCUGGAUGAGCUUAGUUGGAUUAGGUUCAUUUUGUCGUUGUUACUAUAGGAUAGUGUUGCUUAUUUGAACCGACAAUUCAGUAAAGAAAAGUUGUAUUACCCUUGCUGACAUGUUUCGACAGAUUCUGACAGAUCUGUCAAACCAGUCACAUGAUAAAAAGGACACAUCACCAAACGUCAGAUGACGCUCUGAGGAAGACAGCAGAAGCUGUCGAAACAUGUCAGCAAAGGUAAUAACUUUUCUUAACUGAAUUGUCGGUUCAAAUAAGCAACACUACCGUAUUGUAUGAGCUUAGUUACUGGACAGAAACACAUUUGUCAUGCACACAUGAUAAUCAAAUGGCACUUUUACACCUAAGAAUAUAUAACUGCAACAAGAUGCUGGUUUUACUGUCUCUCUGUGCCUUCUCAAGGGUUUGUCUUGAGUGUUUUGAGCAUUUCAUUCAAAGCAAAGGCUCGCAGUUCAAAUAACUCCACAUUACUCAAACCGCUUUCAUGAUUGUGUAAUUCUGACUUCUGAAAAAUUAAGCCAUAUGUAUCAUAAUUUUGUAUGUCCACAGAUAAUAGGAAUAUGCAAAAUAAAAACAGAACAAAAUAA
Messenger RNA from Acanthochromis polyacanthus (spiny chromis), 4123 nucleotides. RefSeq names its product myosin IHa (gene myo1ha). Gene Ontology annotation, biological process: vesicle transport along actin filament; actin filament organization. The coding region runs from base 318 to 3407 and encodes 1029 amino acids. Lineage: Eukaryota; Metazoa; Chordata; Actinopteri; Pomacentridae. Gene Ontology annotation, cellular component: microvillus; plasma membrane; cytoplasm. Gene Ontology annotation, molecular function: actin filament binding; microfilament motor activity; ATP binding. The transcript is spliced from 34 exons. The record is from RefSeq and is a predicted model, not a curated record.